Molecule: messenger RNA, 3278 nt
Organism: Capsicum annuum
Lineage: Eukaryota; Viridiplantae; Streptophyta; Magnoliopsida; Solanales; Solanaceae
Product: coiled-coil domain-containing protein SCD2
Exons: 15
Coding region: 350-1783 (477 amino acids)
Biological process (GO): cytokinesis by cell plate formation
Source: RefSeq, a predicted model, not a curated record
AUAACACUCGAUUGAUAUCUCAUAUAUUAGAUUAGAUUUUUUUUUUUUAAAUUUCAAGUUUUAUCAUUAGUAAAAAUUAUAGGUCGAAAAAAUCGAGUCAAAUCGAACUAAAUCGAGAAGAAGACUUAGAUACAAGGUAAAAUAAAAUAGGAAAAAGAAAGAAAAAAAAAAAGACUCCAACCGAUUUACCGGGGUCCAACUGCAAGGCAAAUAUCUGUCUCCGUGAAUCUCUCCGGCGGAGAAGCUACUGUAAAACACCGAAAAUGAAGGCCCAAAUGUAGGCAUUCUCGAACUACGUUCUCGCUUAUCUUUUCUAAUUGAUGAUUUUGUAGUGUGAAAACUAGUAUUGAUGGAUCGAGCGCGAACCGCAAGUCCGCGGCAGUUAAGAAAGUGGAGCAGCGAAUCCGGAGCUUCCACUCUUACUGGUGGAUCUUCAUCUCCAGGACGUCAUAGCCGCUCUUCUUCUAUCUCCGGUUUGUCCAACAUUAAGCGCACUCAGAAUGUUGCUGCCAAAGCUGCUGCCCUGCGCCUCGCUCAAGUAAUGGCUUCUCAAGCAGCCACUGGCAAUGAUGAUGAAAAUGAUGACGAUGAUGAUCUUGGAUUCCGAUUUGCUGCUCCAUCUUUUUCCAGGUCCAACGUCAGAACUGCUGACAAUGGCACUAGUGCUAUCCUGUCCGCUAAGGUCAAAACCAGAUCAUCUUCCCCAGCGCUAGCUAGGAAUUUUGUCGAGGAAUCACUGUCUCUUCAUUCAACAUCAGCAGGAAGACUGACUGUGCCAUCUCGUCCUCCACCAUCCAUACCAAGUAGCCGACAGCCUGUGAAGACUCCGUCACCUAUAACACCAAUCGAUCCUCCAACCAACAAGCUGAGAAAGAAAAGAUUCUGUCCAGAUUUAAGACAAGUUAGCUUGAAAUAUACAGGAGAUCGCCGUGCUGCUUCUGCGCUUCAUGAUGAACUUGAUAUGCUGCAAGAAGAAAAUGAAAAUAUUCUUGGAAAGCUUAGAGUUGCCGAAACGAGUUACGAGGGAGCAGAAGCUAGAGUGAAGGAGCUUGAGAAACAGGUUGCAGCACUUGGAGAAGGAGUAUCUUUAGAAGCAAAGUUGUUAAGCAGGAAGGAAGCCUCUUUGCGCCAAAGGGAGGCUGCACUGAAAGAUGCAAAACAAGCGAAGAAUGGGAUAGAUGUGGAACUUGCAAGCCUCCGUUCUAAUGUUCAGAAAGCAAAAGAUGACGCAGCUGCUGCUGUGGAUCAACUUCAGGGGACGGAAUCUGAGGUUAAAGCUCUACGCUCUAUGACACAAAGGAUGAUUUUAACCCCGAAUGAGAUGGAAGAUGUUGUUCUUAAACGAUGCUGGCUUGCACGUUAUUGGGGCUUAGCAGCUCAGUUUGCAAUUUGUCCAGAUAUUGCUGCUUCAAAACACGAGUACUGGUCAUCCUUUGCACCUCUUCCUUUUGAAUUGGUUAUCUCUGCAGGACAAAAGGCAAAGGAAGAAUGUUUGAAAAAAGAUGAUGACAAUCCAGAGAGGGAAAAGCUUGUUCAGGAUCUGAAUGAUUUCACUGGAGAAGGAAAUAUAGAAAGCAUGCUUUCUGUUGAAAUGGGCUUGAAUGAACUUGUUUCUUUGAAGGUUGAGGAUGCCAUAGUACUUGCACUGGCUCAACAACGGCGUCCAAACUCUGCUCGAACAUCAAUUUCAGACAUCAAAUCACCAAGUGAUCCGAAGUAUAUGGAGGCAUUUGGUACGCCAAUUGGGAGACAAAACAAAGAUGUGUGCUCUGAGAGCUUGUGAGGUUGAUUUCUUAACUCGAACUUAUUUGUUGUUUCUGUUUAGUAUUUCUUUUGUUAGGUACGAUGGCCGAGGAAGGUAAGAUACCUAAUUCCAUCAUUCAAGUGGCUUUAGCUUCCAUCAUGGAGAAGCUUAAUGUUAUGGAUAACCGAUUGGGAUUAAUAGAAGGAGAUGUGUCCAACUUAAAGGAACAUCAAAACUCAAUCCCUUCCACUCCCCAAAACUAUCAUACUUUCUUUAGUGGGCAUUCUCAAAACACCUCUACUACUAUAACCUCGGAGACACUCCACCAAAUGUUUAAUCCACCGAGGCAUGUACAUGAUGCCAUACUUACCCAAAUAACUGAAAUCCCAUUCGUCCAUAACAACCCCAAUUCAAUCUAGUAAACCAAGAAGCUCCACAAGACUAACCCAUUAACCAAAACCCACCACCUUAAAUCCUGGCUAACCAUAAUCAACCAAUCCAAGUUUAAGAUGUAGGAAGCGAGGACGUUCAUGGAGUAAAUGAAGAGUUGGAUGAAGUGGCUCUAUUUGCUGAAUUUUUACGGAAUAGAUGAUGAGCUCAAGGGGGAGGACAUAGAGGACGAAGAGGAAGAUUUGGUCCGAUUCUCUGUGGAAGAGAAAACUUGGGAAACCGACCCCAAGAUCAAGGAGAUAAUCAAUGGGAUCAAGGAGGAAUUAUGGGUCGAGACACGGGUCUUAACUCCAUCAAGAUCACUCUUCUCACCUUGAAAGGAACUAGUGAUCUGUCUAUUUACCUUGAUUGGGAAGUGCAAUACAAUAGGAUCUUCCAACUCUAUGAGUUAAGCGGACACAAUAAAGUCGCCCUUGCAAUUACUCAAUUUGAAGUGUAUGCUUCUACUUGGUGAGAGACUAAGAGGGUGCAACUAGAGAGAAAUGGCAAUCCCGACCUUUCGGAUUGGGAUAAAUUGAGGGCAUUUAUGUGGGAGAGGUAUGUGACGGAAAGGUUCAAACAAGAGCAACUCACAAAGCUGUAUAAUUUGCGAUAAGGAGGUAGGGGUGUGGAAGACUACUAUGAGGAAUUCCAAAACUUGGUCCUUCGUCUUGAGAUUGUUGAACCACCAAAUUAUUGUAUGGCUCGAUUCACAGGUAGGUUGGAUUACGACAUUGCUUCUUAAUUAGUCGUCCACAAGUUUGAACGAAUAGAAGACGUUGAUUUUCUUUUUUGGAACAAACGAAUAGAAGACCUUGUUGAAGUGGCCAUUGAGGUUGAAAGGAACAACAAUGCAAAGAAGUCUUUCAAUAAAGGCUACACUUCUUCUACUUCUUCGGGAUGGAACAAGAACAAGGUAUUUCAACAAGUCCUUUGAGAAGAAGCCCGUUGAGAAGGCAAUCCCAAGGUAUCCAUCAAAGAAUGAAGUAGGGAUGUACAGAUCAAACCGUCAAGUCAAACCGAACCGACGAACCAAACCAAACCGAGAAAAAAAACCGACUUAUGGUUUGGUUUGGUUGGUUUGGCGUUAGAAAAUAAAAAUCGA